Molecule: messenger RNA, 687 nt
Organism: Aspergillus tubingensis
Lineage: Eukaryota; Fungi; Ascomycota; Eurotiomycetes; Eurotiales; Aspergillaceae
Product: hydantoinase B/oxoprolinase family protein
Exons: 3
Coding region: 1-687 (228 amino acids)
Biological process (GO): protein phosphorylation
Molecular function (GO): ATP binding; protein kinase activity
Source: RefSeq, a predicted model, not a curated record
AUGUCCAAGGAGUUAGACGUUAAUCCAUCGGAGGUUGUAUUCCUCGAAACUCUAAAGGAGAGCAAAUACUCCGUGGUAUUCAAAGUGCGUUUCCAGGAGACGCUAUGCAUCAUGAAAGUGUAUCACGAUCGGGAGCCAAAUGAACUUGACCCUCCCGACCGCAUAGUCAACCUCUUCAUCUCCGAAUCCACCGCCUACCAACGACUAGAAUCCAAAGGCCUAUGCCAGAGGGGCGUUAUCCCAAACUUCUACGGGACGAUCAGAAAGAUCCAAUCGGCUGAUUGGCCAAAUCUCCACAUGUUCCUUGACGACAAAUUACCGCCCAAUGCUGUUCUUAUUGAGUAUAUCCCACACUUGCAGCAAAUUGAUCUAUCCAACUACACACCACGACGCCUGGCUAAACUCCGCGAGAUUCUCGACGAUAUUCACGCAGCGGGAGUUCUUCAUGCUGAUCCAAAGCCGCGUAAUAUGAUGGUUUCCGUAGCAGAGGAGGAGGAAAGGGUACUCUGGAUCGACUUUGAUUCUGCACAGACGGUUUCAGAGUGUGGUGAUCUCUCACCAAGACAACGAAGAUGGUUCGAUCAGGAGGAUGAGAUGAUGGAUUAUUUUGUUUAUGCUUUGGCGAAAGAUUUUGAGGAAGGAAAGCUGAAUCGCACGAUUUCGUACUAUUAUGAAUGGUACGUGUAG